UCACAGCUGCGCCUCUUGUGAUCUGACUCUCCUUCCUUUCCGUUAGCUUUCGUUUGAGCACCUCCGCGUGUCGAUCGGGUCAAGCACUCCCGAGAUACAGCACAGCCCUCACCCACACCCCUUAUGUGGGGCAUCUUUGCCCUUUUCGGGGUCCUGCUGCUAAGCAUGGGACGUAAGAGAGUAGACCCAGAGCAGGCCCAGAAGGCUGUAGAUGCGGUACGCAGCGGUGAGAUGUCGCUCCGCGUUGCUGCGAGGACCUACGGGUUACCGCUAGCCUCGCUGCACGACCGUGUGAAGAACAAGGUGGCCAUAGAUGCGAGGGUUGGUCCCGGGACUGUCCUGAGCAAGGAGGAGGAAGAUUUCGUAGAAGACGUCUUGAUCUACGCCUCCCGACACUUCUUGCUGUUGGGUCGGAGGGAGCUGAGAGACGCUGUGCGCAACAUCUGCACCGACGGGCGCAAGGUGCCCUGGGACCCAGACAAGGGCCCUGGGGACAGCUGGCUUGAGGGGUUUAUGGCGAGACACCCGGGUUUGUCGGAGCGAGCCACCCACAUCUACGAAGCAAACCGGAUUAACGAAGACGGCGAGCCUCGCCUUCAAGCUUUCUACAAAGCAUGGGCGGAGUACCUGGAGGAGACCAAGCUCCCGCCGGAACGCAUCCUCAACACGGAUGAGACAAGUUCGACCCCUCAAGGUACAAAGUCGGGGAAGGCAAUCGUCGCAAGAGGCACCAAGGUACCCGGCGCGAGGCGUUCCAAUUCGCGAGAAAAUACGACGGUGGUCGCCACCAUCGGUGCCGACGGCCACACGUUCCACCCUACCAUCAUCUUCAAAGGCCAGCGUAUGCAACCCGCUUGGAUCCAGGACAACAACGGCGUCCCCGAUGCGAAGUACACCGUCACGGAGUCAUCCUUCAUCCAGAGCCACGUCUUCCUGGACUACCUUCGAGACCUCCGCAAGCAGCUCGAUGCGCGCGGCUUGCUGGGCAAAGCUGCCCUUGUGCUCGACGGCCACGCCUCACACACGACCUUCGACGCCAUCAGCUUGGGCAUCUCCCUGGACAUGGACCUAUUCCAGCUUCCAUCCCACACAUCGCACAUCACCCAGCCCUUGGACGUCGGUACGUUCGGAACCUUCAAGAUGGAGAUCACCAAGGUGCUCACGGCCUACCCGCUAAAGAACGGGGGGAGGAGUCCGGUGAAGCGCGACAUGGCUGGCGUGAUUGUGGAGGCAUGGGCAGGGAGCUUCACGCCUGAGAACAACAAGGCGGCGUUCAAAGGGUCGGGCUUGUGGCCGGUGAGCAUGGAGAAAGCUAUCAACAGACUACACAGCAAGAGGAAGCAACGGGACCAUGACCGCCCUAUUCGUGAAGACCUCGCCGUGGUUGCCUCUAAGGAUCAACUCGAGCGAGACCUCGGCCGCGCUGCCCUCCUGGAGCUGAAAAGACACGGGCUGAUGAUCGAGGGGCUCCGUGUCAACACCGUGUUCCUUGGCGGGCUCACCCGCCUCACCAAGCGCACCAAGGCUUUCGCGACCGUUCGGGCGGGGGGGGGGAAGCCCGAAGGUGGUCUGCUGUCCGCCGAAGAACAUCUUGCUCAGGCCAAGAAGGACCAAGAAGCGAAGCAGGCAGCUGAGGAAGCAAAGGCGGCACGCGCGGAGGCAAGGGCAACGAAGGAGGCCAACCAACAAUCUGGAGCAGUUGGUGGGCGGGGCGGCGGGCAGGGCGGCGGGCGGGGCGGCGGGCGGGGCGGCGGGCGGGGCUUCGGGCGGGGCGGCGGGCGAGAGGGGGGGAGAGGUGGAGGGCGCGAGGGUGGGAGAGGUGGAGGGCGGAGCGGGGGGCGUGGCGAAGGACGGGGCGGGGAACAGGACGGAGGGCGGGGAGAGAGGAGCGUGAGGGUUGAGCUAAGCGGGACGCGGACGGCGAUCAGGGGGCGCGGUGGCGGUGGGCGAGAGGGGCGUGGCAGAGGACAGGGUGGCCAGGACCGCACCACUGGUGCUCGUGGAGAGCAAAUGGGGGCGGGAGGGCGGGGGGGGGACGAGGGGAGAGGUGCUCCCGUCCAAGGAGGAGCGGGACGGCCGAGAGGGGCGGCGGUUCCCUUGGUUCACCCGCCGCCGUCGGCGGCUCCCAUUUCUUCCCGAGGACGGCAGCGGAUCCCGACACCAAUCGUUGAUGUUUAGACCAGGGCAGAUGCUUUGCGGUUGUUGUUGUUUUUCUGGGCUACUAUUGUCUAGGCGGUGGAUGAAUUAGACUAUACGAGUAAAGCAGAAGAUUAGGUGGUUUGUGGGGGCAUGUGGAGAUGGUUAGGGUGCACCCCAGCAGCGCGGGGGGGGCGGGGGGGUUGAUACCGGGAAACCCGGGGAUAUGGUAAUUUUGUCCCCGGGCAUGCAUGUUUUUUUUUUUUUUUUGCAACAGCGUUUCUUGUGAUAAAACAAACCUACACACCAAAGGGCGUCUUGUGGGAAUGUAAGAUGACUGUGAAAAAAGGGAAAUGGCCUUGGGGUUCUUGCGGAGAAUUAUAGCGGUAGCGGCCGGGUCAAGGGGUGCCUGUUUGAACGGGCAUUACAUCACAUGCGCGAAGUUUUUCGUCCUAAUUUUUUUUUCUUGAGUCUGUAUAUGAUCAGAUUAGACCCACUGUGCAAUAAUCUCUUAGUUUUGGCUCUUUUCAUGUGUGCAGCACCGCCGUACGGUCAAAAAUGGGGUAAAAUCCGUCCCCGAUUUCAGGCGGAAAACCCGGGGAUGUGAGGAUUUUGCCCCCGGGCGUGGAUCGAUUCAUUUUUUUUUUUCCUAAACGGAUAUAUGUUGCGACAGACGUAUCUCCACAAAAAAUCAGAUCAUGAAACGCUUCAGAACGCACGAAAGCAGCUACAAAGCUAAAGUGUUCGUUAAUUGGGGGGGGGGGGUGUUUUCCUGCAUU
This is a messenger RNA of Ectocarpus sp. CCAP 1310/34, 2915 nucleotides long. NCBI's taxonomy places the organism in Eukaryota, Phaeophyceae, Ectocarpales, Ectocarpaceae. The record is from the annotation of a GenBank genome assembly.